UUGAGUCUUGUCCUUGCAAAUAACGAAACUUUCACAUGUGAUUUUAAAUCCCAUUAGGGUAAUACAGUGAUAACGAAAUUAAAACCCAAUGAAAUGAAAUACCAAUUUUCUCAUACGGUGCAGUGUAAUAAACUUUCACUCUCAGUAUGAAUGAUAAUUGCACGGCUUAAAUCAGAUUAUAGGUUAUGUCAUCGGAUGAUAAGCAGACAAUGGAAAACACCACCACUUCCAAUGAGGCACCAGUGGAAAAAAAUGGUUUAUUUUCAAGCAUUCGAGGAUUUUGGAAUAAAACCCCACAAGAAAAUGAUACAGAUACCCUAUCACUUUUUUUGCCAAUAUCUAAAGGCCAAGAUUCCCCAAUAUCUAAGGAGGAAGUCGAUAGAUUUAUAGCUAAAGAAACUGGAUUAGGCAGGCUAAAACACAUGUAUUCAUAUCAACCAAUGUCAGUGAUAAGUGCAGACUUGCACAAUGUGCUCAGCUUGACAGCACCUGUGACACUCUUCUCUGGUAUGAUAAUAGCGGGUCUAAGAUACCCCAGUGCUAAAUUUGACUUCUUGAAAAGUCCAGAAAGAGGACUAGUGAAAUUUCAAAGGAAGAAUCUGAGAAUGGCAAGAAUGUAUAAAUAUGACAUUCUCCUAUUAGACUUAUUUAGAACAGCAUUUAAAGCUGGAUUCAAAUUUGGUGGAUUUUUUACAUGUAUUCUGUUGGUAAACCAGAGUUUAGCAACGUACCACAAUAAAUCCAGUCCACUGUAUUACGCAGCAGGGGGAGCGGUAGCAGGUGCCCUGAACAAGUUUGUAGAUGGUACCAGGGCCAUGAUUGCAGGGGGAACUGUAGCCGGGUUUAUUGGGCUGGUGUAUGGAGGAGCAUUUUAUUUAUUUUUAAAACAAUAUGGGAUGACACAGGAUAUUUUCCAUUGGGAGGAUGUCAGAAGGAGGCUGGAAAUUGGGUAUGAGCUUUUGGAGAAAGAAAAUGCCAGUAAAGAUGACAGUAAAACAAAGAAAGAUUCCUGAUGACUGAAGAGAGAAUAAAAGUGGAUGUCUUUUAAAAUUAUUGAUGUAUUACAGUCGAUACAGACAUUGUCUAAACAAAGUACCAAUAGAAUCAUGUGAUACUACAGUAUGGUUUAAUGUGACUGUAGAAAAUAUUGUACACAGUAUGAAUUUCAGAGUGAUUGUGUUUGAAUGACAUAUAAUGUAAAUAAAGAAAGGGUGAAAGACCAUCGAAAAAA
Messenger RNA from Magallana angulata, 1231 nucleotides. Its product is annotated as complex I assembly factor TIMMDC1, mitochondrial-like. The record is from RefSeq and is a predicted model, not a curated record. Lineage: Eukaryota; Metazoa; Mollusca; Bivalvia; Ostreida; Ostreidae. Gene Ontology annotation, cellular component: mitochondrion. The transcript is spliced from 8 exons. The coding region runs from base 186 to 1013 and encodes 275 amino acids.